AUUCCACCAAUAUGCAAACAAACAUCAUGGCAGACUCUGGGGAGAGGUUAUUCAAGACCAUUAUUAGAUGCUGCAGAGAUGCUCCAGAGGUGGCAACUGAUAGAAAAGAGAACGUGUUGGCAUGGUCAUGCAGGUGGAGGACUUCACACAGAUCCAAAGGAAGGGUUGAAAGAGAUAGAUGCCAAAAAGAUUAUCCGAGCAAUGUUGUCUUAUGUGUGGCCCAAAGACAGACCGGACCUGCGAGCCAGGGUAGCCGUAUCUCUGGGGUUUUUAGCAGGUGCAAAGGCCAUGAAUAUAUUGGUUCCCUUCAUGUUUAAAUAUGCGGUAGACAGCCUCAACCAGAUGUCCGGAAACAUGCUGAACCUGAGUGAUGCGCCAAAUACAGUCGCAACUGUGGCAACUGCGGUCCUCAUUGGCUAUGGCAUCUCAAGAGCUGGGGCAGCGUUAUUUAAUGAAGCUAGAAAUGCAGUAUUCGGCAAAGUAGCUCAAAAUUCAAUCAGAAGGAUAGCAAAGAAUGUAUUUCUGCAUCUUCAUAACCUGGACUUGGCGUUCCACCUAAGCAGGCAGACAGGAGCCCUGUCAAAAACCAUUGACAGAGGAACGAGAGGAAUCAGUUUUGUUCUUAGCGCUUUAGUAUUUAAUCUGGGACCUACCAUGUUUGAAGUGGCUCUAGUCAGUGGAAUUCUGUAUUACAAAUGUGGUGCAGAGUUUGCGUUAGUAACCCUGGGGACACUAGGAGCGUAUGCAGCGUUCACGAUAGGAAUUACGCAGUGGAGGACUAAGUUUCGAAUUGAAAUGAACAAAGCAGAUAAUGAUGCAGGUAAUGCUGCAAUUGACUCGCUGCUAAAUUAUGAGACUGUGAAGUAUUUCAACAAUGAAAAAUACGAAGCCCAACGAUAUGAUGGAUUCUUGAAGACCUAUGAAAACGCCUCCCUGAAGACUACCUCUACUUUAGCUCUGCUGAAUUUUGGACAAAGUGCUAUAUUUAGCAUUGGCUUAACAGCCAUCAUGGUGCUUGCUAGCCAGGGCAUUGUUGCAGGGAGCCUGUCUGUUGGAGAUCUAGUAAUGGUCAAUGGAUUGCUGUUCCAGCUUUCUCUACCCCUCAACUUCUUGGGAACAGUAUACAGAGAGACGAGACAAGCACUUAUAGAUAUGAAUACCUUGUUUACCCUUCUCAGUGUAGAUACCAGAAUUAAAGACAAAGACCUGGCUCCACCCCUGCAGAUCACACCACAGACUGCUGCCAUCGCCUUUGAUAAUGUGCAUUUUGAAUACCUUGAGGGGCAGAAAGUCCUUGCUGGAGUAUCUUUUGAAGUCCCUGCGGGAAAGAAAGUGGCCAUUGUAGGAGGUAGUGGGUCAGGGAAAAGCACAAUUGUGAGAUUAUUAUUUCGUUUCUAUGAACCUCAGAAAGGAAAUAUUUAUAUUGCUGGACAGAACAUACAAGAUGUCAGUUUGGAAAGUCUGAGAAAGGCAAUAGGAGUUGUACCCCAGGAUGCUGUUCUCUUCCAUAAUACUAUCUAUUACAAUCUGCUCUAUGGCAAUAUCAGUGCAACACCAGAAGAGGUGUAUGCAGUAGCGAAGUUGGCAGGAAUCCACGAUGCUAUUCUUCGAAUGCCUAAUGGUUACAACACGCAAGUUGGUGAACGAGGACUCAAGCUCUCAGGAGGAGAAAAGCAAAGAGUUGCAAUUGCUAGAGCGAUGCUAAAGGAGCCACUUAUUUUUCUCUAUGAUGAAGCCACAUCAUCUUUAGAUUCAAUUACGGAAGAGAAUAUUCUGAGUGCCAUGAGGGACAUGGUGAAGCACCGAACGUCAGUUUUCAUUGCCCACAGGUUGUCAACAGUGGUUGAUGCAGACGAGAUCAUUGUCCUGGAUCAGGGUAAAGUUGUUGAACGUGGUAGACAUACAGACCUCCUUGCAAGCCCGAGCAAUCUCUAUUAUGAGAUGUGGCAUACUCAGAGCAGCAAAGUGCGAAGUAGUAGUACCAGUCAGAAAUGGGAAGAGCGAAACAGUCGGAUGUCCAAAGAGGAGGAAAGGAAGAAACUACAAGAAGAAAUUAUCAAUAGUGUGAAAGGCUGUGGAAACUGUUCUUGCUAAGUAUGAUCCUGGAUUAAUCUUCUAUAACAGGUUAAAAAUGCACAACGUUGCAGUGAAGCGCAGCUCUUGUUUUUAACUCAUGAUUCAAAAACUUCCUGGGUUUUGCAGUUUUUGGUUUUUAUUGUUUCUCAGAGGAACAUAACUUCAACCAAAGGAGUCUUAUUUCUGCAUCUUUACAAAUCCCUGAUAUUCAAUUACAUUUGCAAGAGCUGAGCUUUUUCAAAAAAACUUUAAAAUUACUUCUAACUAGCAGUAUGUUUUAUGGCAAUUUUUAGGUAUUGGUAAAUUCUCCUGGUAGUUGCCUGAGAUGGAUCAUUAAAUUGUAAACAGAUUUGUGCUCGAUUUACGUUAUUUCUCAUCAUUAAUGGCCGAUAAAGAUGGCAUAUUUUAAUUGUAAUCGGGCUAAUCUGAACUCAUUUGCUAGUGAGGAGGAUGCAAUUCAAAUUCUUCAGAGGUGCUCUGGUUUGAAAUUUUCUUCUUUGUGAAACUUAAGAGGCCCAGCAAAAUAUUAGAGGCUUCUAAUAAUAGCAAACUAAGUAUUGAAAUAAUCCAUCUCACUGCUCCAAAGCACCUUUCAUACUGGUCUAUCCAGGAAGCGCAUUAAUAUUCUUUUAAAAGAGAACUAAAAGUUCUAAGAGUUGGCAAAAGUCUGAAAUUGAAAAAAUGGUGUGACUUUACAGAAAACGAACAAAACGUGUGUAACUAUUAAGAAUCUGAAGCUUUCUCUUAAAUGAAAAUGUCAGAGUUCAAAAUUCUGUAUCCUCAACAUCUGCUUCAAAGUAGAAGUCAAAGCAGAAUGAGUCAAAGCUGAGUCAAAGCAGAAUGCACUCAGCUUGAUUUCAGUCCUGGUCUUAGGGAGCAAUUAAGAUUCAAUAAAGACUACCAUAAAUUUAUACUAUGUCAUUAAUAUAUGAGAAAUCGACCUGGAUAAUGUUGAAAGUGUUGCUCCAAUAAUCUUAUGAUUUUAGUAGAAAAAAUUUCUUCAGUGUCAAGACACCUCAAUUUCUGUGACUUGCAGGACACCACAGGAUUGUAUGUUUAGGCCUUGCCUUUCCAGGGAGAUUUCCCAUAUCUGUUUAUCAGUAGUUAUUCUGGUAUAAUUCCUCAUUUGAUAUAGAUGUAUAUACACACGCAUAUACAUAUAUGUGUGUGUGUGUGUGUAUAUAUAUAUGUAUGUAUUUUUAAUAAGAAAAAGGACAUCUUUUUCUUGGACAUUUAAAAAUAGCAUUCUUCUGGGGAAUUAUACCAGUAUAAUUACACUGAAGUUAUGUUUGCGAAUCAGGUACAAGCUGUCUCGAUGUGGGCACUAGCAAAGCUAAGUAGUGAAUUUGGUGCUUCUGGAAACUUAGCUGCAAAUAUUGUCGGGUUUUUUGUUUGUUUGUGUUUUGUUAUACCUUUCUUUACAGCUGGAUAUAGCUGGAUAUAACUUAAAGGGAGUUAAACCUUUAUUUUUUCUGCUAGCCAUUCAUUUUCUCUCCAUUAAAAUGAUGCAAGAAAAUAAAAUGUUAUUAAUCCUCAGGUAAAAAUUAUUUUAACGAUAACAUCAAAUGCAAGGACUUUUGCUUUCAUCCUUGGAGUGCAGAAGCAACAUAAAGCCUUGGUAAUGUAGUGGCAACCCAGAAUUAUUUAAUUUACAAUCUUCCUUUAAUUUUCACCAAUUGUCUCCUUUUUUAAAUUUGUAAUAGCAGUGUGGUAGAUUAUAAAGGUGCAGUUAUCUCUGAACCGCCAGAAACAGGUAGCAACAGUUGAGGCUUUUCCCUUUCCUAUGUCGUGAGUAACAAAAAACAAAACACCCCUCUCCCCCCAAAAGCUAGUUUUGGAAUUAAAUAAUUUUUCUACUGUGGCGUGCAGCAGAUAACGUACGAAGGCUGUAAAUAGUAAUAUUUCAGUCUUGAGCACCUUUUUCCUUUGGCACAAGUUUUAGAGAUGUCACUAGUCUGAAAGAUGGAGGAGAAGGUUUCUUUUCCUCCAAGAACAGUUGCCAACAUGACAGGGCUUUGAAAUUCCAGUAGUUGUCUAAAGAGAGAACGAAAACUAGCGUUAUGGGAUUUUCAGUAGUCUGAAACCACGAGCCAUUUUAACGCCAAACUUGUUUGUGUUUGUGGAGGGGAGGACGUAUUCAGAUGAAUAAGUGAUUAUACAAAGCUGAUGUAUUUAAUCACCGAGGACAGAUUUUGCAAGUACCGCAAGAGGUGUGGAAGAAAGGAGCAUUUUCCGAUGGUAAAUAUCAGUGACGAUCAAAGUUCAGCUAAAUCUGUAAAGGGUUUGCUAAGGUAAGACUGUUGCCUAUCUCUGCCGUCAUUUUUAUGCCAAUCCAUAUGCUGCAGCUUUGUCCAGAUUUAAGCAACCUGGGUGACGGGAAGUAACUAAAAAGGCGGCUUGUGAUACAGUAGAAUAUUUAUUUUAAAGAGUUGCAGUGACUUCUGGGAGAUGACUGAGAAUUUCCUGUGCCGUAGCGUUGUUAGAUAAACAUUCCUGACUUGUUUGAGGCUUUAUUUGAAUGCUCUCUGUGCUUAUCUAUCUGCUUCUUAAGCACAGGUUACCAAAAUGCACCUAACCCUUGUAAACUUAGCAGCAGCACACAGUAAAUGGGAGGGGGUAGAACUUCCGUACUGAUGAUAGCAAAAAAGUGUUUGCUUUCUUUUGGUUACCCCUUUCUCCUCCCAAAUUAAAUGGGAAAAGCUUCCUAGAAAACCAGAAGAAGUUGUUGCACAGCUGAAGAGUUGCGAAUGAGCAGGAUUCUCUACUGCCACAACCUCCCACUAUUCUAUCAAACAGAUGCAAGAACAAAAUACUUAGUGUGUUAUGUUUUGCUUGUGAGCAGGCAUCUCAAGGAAGUAGAAGCAAUACUUGGUGACUCUUUGCUUACUAGAAGAUAAAAAUUGACUCUUGUUUUUUAAAGAAUUUUUAUUCGUAGGACAUGACUCCAAAAUCACCAUUUUAAGCAAACAUUUAUGACACUUGCAACUUUGGAGACUUGAAUGAAAUCUGUAGUGCACUGAGUCUUGAAGCAAUAUAUAUGGCAUCUCUUUAAAAACCCUUACAAUUUGUUACAGAAAAUUGAUUUAUUUUGAAGCUCUCACAGCCUCUGUGGAUCUUCGUAAUUCUGCUCUUCUGUAAUCUGGAACAUCGCUUUUCUAAGCAGCAGCUUUUCAUAUUCUUGAAAUUUUGCUGGACUUGUAGCAGGUUGUUUUUCAAAAUUAAAGUCAUCUACUACCAUUACAAAAUCAGUUUGCCAUUUUGCAGUCAAAAAGCCAUUUAUUUUUUCCCUUAUUCUCCUUUUUUUUUUUUUAUUUUUUUAAGGAAAUGUGUAUGUUUGUGAAAAGUGGACAGAAAAAUGAUUGGUUCUUGCAGUGCAUAUUCAUCUAUUGACUCUCGACUUACAGGAUUUAAUUUUAAUUCCCAUGCAAGAACUUGCUGAGCACAGAAAGUGAAGACACGAACCAAACUUUCUUUGGCUAUUCUAACCUCCAAGUUAGCAAACUUGUGGUUUGGUUUUGGCUUUCAAAAAUGGAAAUUCAUAAUUUGCUACUUGCAGAUCUCUGUUUACUCUCAGCAGUGCUGUUAUAUGGAUUAGGAGUUGCAUACAUCUCUUGAACAUAAUUUAAAAUCUGAAUUUUAAGUUUGUUUUGAGGAUGGGAAUGUAAAAUAUACAUUGUACAGUAAGAUGUUCAAGCAAAAAAAGGCUAGUUUAAAACCACAUUGUAUAAACAUCUGCUGGAAGACUUCUUACCCUGACUCUUGUUGUUCAUCUGUGUAUAGCUAAUUAUUACUAAAUAAAGGAUUUAUCUUUGUGAAUAGA
This is a messenger RNA of Struthio camelus australis, 5896 nucleotides long. The record is from RefSeq and is a predicted model, not a curated record. Lineage: Eukaryota; Metazoa; Chordata; Aves; Struthioniformes; Struthionidae.